Molecule: messenger RNA, 2067 nt
Organism: Sebastes umbrosus (honeycomb rockfish)
Lineage: Eukaryota; Metazoa; Chordata; Actinopteri; Perciformes; Sebastidae
Product: NADPH oxidase organizer 1-like
Exons: 8
Coding region: 88-1548 (486 amino acids)
Biological process (GO): superoxide anion generation
Molecular function (GO): phosphatidylinositol binding; protein binding; superoxide-generating NADPH oxidase activator activity
Source: RefSeq, a predicted model, not a curated record
CUCAAAGCAGCAGAGGCAGCUCAGCCAGAGACUUGAAGUCAAUAAAGCAUCUAUUCAUCCUGAGAGCUGCACACAAACGAGCACACAAUGGCCGGUGAACAACGCUUUGUAAUCAGUGCCCGCAUUAUCGGAGCCGUCCACAGGGACACACCAAAACUCAAGAUGUUCAUGAUAUCAGUGUUAUGGUCUGACGAGGCUGAAGUUAUCGUCUACAGGUCCUUCAAGGAUUUUAAGAAAUUCCAUAGUCAGCUGAAAAAGAGAUUUCCUCACAUGAACCCUUUGAGGAAAAACGACAGAGUGAUCCCCAAAUUUAGAGGGGAAACCAGGAGGGGCAGCCUCCAGCAGAAUGGAUCCAAGCGAUCCAUCCAACGCAUGAAGUUCCUGGAGAGCUACUGUGACAAACUGUUGAAGUGCGACCAAACUGUGACUCAGAGCUCAGAGGUCACACAGUUCUUCAUGCCCAAAGACCAUGACCUGCAGCCAGACUUCACCAAGAACAGCAUCAUGAUCCUGCUGUCUGAUGAUCUGCCUGAUGGCUCAGGUGGAGGUGGGGGGGAUGUGACUCGCCAGCAUGCGGGCAGCAUCACUCACCCAUUUGUCACCCAAACUUACCGCUGCGUGGCUGCUUACGAGACAAAGGAUACCAAGAAUCGUCCGUUUAAGGUCGCUGUGGAUGAGAAGCUAGAUGUCCUGAUCAAAGACCCUGCAGGUUGGUGGCUGGUGGAGAACGAAGAUAAGGUUUUGGCUUGGUUUCCUGCUCCCUACCUGGAGUUGUGGGAAGGAGAGGACGAUGAUGAUGCUGAAUUCCAGCUUGCAGGUGUCCUGUACUGUGCCGUGAGAAGUUAUUCGACUAAGAAGGAAGACGAGGUGUCUGUGCCCAUUGGCUCGAUAGUGGAGGUGCUGAGGAAGUCUGACAACGGCUGGUGGCUCAUAAGAUUCCAUGGCAAGUUAGGUUACAUCCCCUCCAUGAACCUGCAACCAUACAACAACCCACAGGCAGGCCUUUACAGCCUGCAGAGAAAGAUGCACGGCUCCACUCUGAACCUGGCAGGUCAGUCCAGAGUAGAGCCCAGUGUGCCAGGGCGUCUCCACAAGGCCCGAUCUCUGGAUGUUCUUUCUGAGACCUGGUCGCAAACACAGAUGGAGAGGGACGCUUCAACUUCAGACGGCCGUGCACGCAGCAUGAGCAACACAAGCGACUCAAGCAACGCAAGCACCGAGACCAGCUUCUCCUCAAGCAGCGAAUCAUCCUCAAGUUUAAGAGAGGAAGAGCAGCGCGAGAGCCACACAGGCAGUCCUGCAGCCUCACCCCAGUCUAGUGGCAGCCCCGAUUUCAGCCUCUCCAACCGCCGCGGCUCCAACACUAGCACUGACAGCUCUGGAUCUGUCAGCUCUAAAGGCAGUGAGACGGCCUCAAGGGCUCCCAGGGUGCCACCCAGACCCAAAACCGAGGAGAUCCUGACUCGCUGCACCACCAUGACCCGCAAGGCAGCCCUGGCCACAAAGACCCGGCUUCAGAUUCAGCCAGAAUCCAUCCACAGCCACUAGGGAAUCACAAGCCUUUAAUUCAUGAAGUAUUCAUGUAACAUAUUUAAACUGUUCAAUCCCACAGGGUUAGUCAAAUGUGUUUUGUGCAUCAUUGUUCGUAUCUCUAUCUUAAAUUUUUGUCAUACCAAAGAUUGAAGAGAAAGCAACCUUGACAAGAUACAGUAAAUGUAUGCUGAAUGCAUGCUGAAUACCAUAAGAAUAACAAUGUAGCUUCAGUGAAGCGUCAGAAGGAGCAGGUACAAGAAAAUGUAAAUGAUAUUGUUAUACAGUAGUAAACAAAUAUUUUAUCUAGCUUUGAAGCCACUUAAGGGUAAAUUUAAGUGGACUGUUUGAGUUGAAGAGGUUAAGUAAUUACACUUAACUGUAUUUUAUGUAUUAUUUCUUUCCUGUCUUGUUGCUUACUGUAUGAAUAUGUAUAUUGUCGUAAUAUGUGCUGCAUUAUAACCUAUUCACAAUGCAGCUUCAUAAUGUAUAAGUUUCAUAUAAACAUGUCAAUAAAAUGUAAUUUACACUAAAGUA